This is a messenger RNA of Drosophila miranda, 1581 nucleotides long. RefSeq lists its product as uncharacterized. NCBI's taxonomy places the organism in Eukaryota, Metazoa, Arthropoda, Insecta, Diptera, Drosophilidae. The coding region runs from base 1 to 1515 and encodes 504 amino acids. The record is from RefSeq and is a predicted model, not a curated record. The transcript has a single exon.
AUGCAAGGGCAUGGGACGGUGUCGGGGCAUGGGCUGGGGCAUGGGACGGUGUCGGGGCAUGGGCUGGGGCUGGGGCUGGGGCUGGGGCUGGGGCUGGGGCCUGGCCAUCGGCGGUGCGUGAUCUGCGGCAUGGAGCCGCACGGCGAGCUGGACGCGAAGGGCAACGAGAGGUACACGUACCCGCAGUCGGCGCAGGAGGCGCGCAUCUGGCAGCAGAGCAUGGGGGCCAAGGACGUGUGCGUGGAGAGCAUCCAGCAGAGCUGCUGCGUCUGCGUCGAGCACAUACCGGAGUUCGUGCGGCGCUCGAAGCGGCUGGCCAAGAAGCAGCGGACGCACGAGCGGCACGAGGAGCUGCGGCGCCGCAAGAUCGGGGAGGCGGGCAUCGACGGCUGCGAGUGCCCCGAUCUGGAGCCGCCGCGGUGCUCGGUCAACGUGCUGCUGAUCAACGGGGCCUCGCUGCCCUCGUACUGCGGCCGGGGCCAGUCCUGCGUCGAGAUCCAGGCGGAGGGGCGAGGAGGCGAGGAGCUGGACGGCGGGGCCCCGGGCACGCCCAAGCGGCUGUCGGCGACGAAGCGCUUCAAUCCCGACGACUCGGACACGGAGAUCUUUGUGCAGGAGUCCGAGUUCCAGGACAUCGGCGCCACCUUCCCGGACAUCGACGAGACGGAGGUCACCGUCCUGCGCACGCCCGUCCAGGAGGACGAGCAGAUCGAGCAGAUGAAGAAGCCCUGCCCGACGGGCGGCGAGGGCCAGGAGGACGGGGAGGACGACCGGACCGACCGGACGCCCGUCUGCAUGCCCGGCUGCACGGACGUGCUGGUCCUGGGCCGCGGCGUCCACCCCACGGACGUGUGUCCGUGCAACUGCGAGCAGUGCACCAAGCAGCCGACGGCGGGCCUCCGGGAGGAGGACGCCUGCUGCCGGCCCCCCUGCUGCCCCGACACCCAGGAGCACUUCGAUCAGCCGCCCUGCGGCUGCGAGUGCGAGGAGCAGGUGCGCCGGGUCAUGGGCCAGGUCAUCAAGACCCAGAAGCAGCGCAUCAACGAGCUGGAGUCGAUGCUCUGCAAGCAGAACAACCUCCACUCGGCCCUCCAGCGGAAGGUGGACGAGCUCUACUGCGAGUUCGGGCGCCUCGACGACGACGACCAGGUGCGCCUGGCCUGCUGCUCGAGCGGCCGUGGCCCCCCCGACUGUGGCGAGCUGCGGGACCAGGCCACGAGCACCGCGCGCUCCCACCACCACCACCAGCACCAGCAUCCGCAUCGUCCCCAGCAGCAGCCGGACAAGCGUCGCCGGCCGGAGCGCCUCAACACUAAGGACACGCUGCCCGAGGAGCUGCCCCCCGUGGAGGAGGUGCGUUACUCGGACGACGGUUCGUCCGGAUCGCCGGAUUCACGCGUGCAUCACUACAGCGAGAAGAAUCCGCGAAGGUCGAACCAAAGGAAGACCCGCAAGCCGGGCUGGCUUUGCUUUGGCAAGUCCUCGGAGACGGACAAGGCCAAUCAGAAGGAAUAGGAUGGUCUCUCCCCCCCCCCACACUGCUCGGGGCCCUGUGCAAUCAUGCAAAUAAAAUAUAUAUAC